CCCCAACAUUAGAGACCCUUCAAAAGCACAUCAGAACCUGCUGCCGAAACAAAAACUCUGAAGAAAACACACAGCCUCUCCACAAUAUAUUGUGAGAGGUGGUCUCUCAUUGAGGAAUGGACUUGCGCUUGUAUGGUUGCACCACCUCAUGAGAAGCUCGUAGAAGGGUAGUGGCAGUACAGGAUUGUAACUGAAAGUAGAAUUGGAUUAUGAGCAGGCCAGCUGGGUCUGCGAGGUGGACAUCGGUGGUUGCGGUGGCCAUCAUCCUGCUUGGGGGCCUUGUUUUGGUGUCUAUUGUGAUGGAGAGUAGUAGUGGGAAAUCAUCGCUCCCGGUGAGCUUCGCUGCAGUAGGUGGUAGGAGGAUGGUGAUCGGAACCAAUGGAGGGUUGUCUGAUCAGAGGACACUGAAGGACUUGAGGGAUGGUGAAGAUCCUUUGAGCAGCAGCAAGAGGAGGGUGCCCAAUGGACCGGAUCCAAUCCACAACAGGGGAGCUGGAGAGUCAGGAAGAUCACCAGGCCGAGCAUAGGUUGCAGCGCACACACUCCGAUGAAUGGAAGUUUCCCUAGUACGUACUUGCUCUGGAUAUGAUCAUUGUGUUGCAAGAAGAAAGGGUCAGAGCUGCAUCUGUGGUGGGCCUGGCCAGGAUGCUAGUGUAACUAGGGCAGGGUGGCGUGUCAUGUUCUAAGCACUGCUAUUUAUGAUGUUUUUUGGCAUACAAACUUUCGAUUUUGGAAAAAAAAAUCAUUUUAGUGAUGGUGGUUUUGAAAGACUCAAAAGACAGCACUAUCAAGCUUCCCUCUGACAAAAUACAGGUAUCAAAUUGAAUUAAAGGUUGGGUAGUGAGGUAUGGGCACAGAGCUCCUUUAUUUCAUUACUUGUUUAGCUUUGCACAUGUUUGUAGAAGUAUUUGUUCUCUCUCUUUUUAUCUCUAUGUUUGUUUCCUUGUUGUAUUGAUUGGAAGAGAACAAUGCAAGUUUGCUAUAGUGGAACAGGUAAAGAGAUGAGAUAACCAAUCUUUUCCAAAGCUUUGUUUGUUA
Messenger RNA from Panicum virgatum (switchgrass), 1038 nucleotides. RefSeq lists its product as uncharacterized. Lineage: Eukaryota; Viridiplantae; Streptophyta; Magnoliopsida; Poales; Poaceae. The record is from RefSeq and is a predicted model, not a curated record. Bases 210 to 527 code for a protein of 105 amino acids. The transcript has 2 exons.